Messenger RNA from Arabidopsis thaliana (thale cress), 2128 nucleotides. It is a transcript of the gene AtRZ-1b, whose product is annotated as RNA-binding (RRM/RBD/RNP motifs) family protein with retrovirus zinc finger-like domain-containing protein. The transcript has 4 exons. NCBI's taxonomy places the organism in Eukaryota, Viridiplantae, Streptophyta, Magnoliopsida, Brassicales, Brassicaceae. Gene Ontology annotation, cellular component: nucleus. The coding region runs from base 1172 to 1939 and encodes 255 amino acids. Gene Ontology annotation, molecular function: zinc ion binding; nucleic acid binding; RNA binding. The record is from RefSeq and is marked reviewed.
AAUCCUCUGCAGUUAUUUCAUUGUCCAUCACCAAUCGCCAAAACCGCAGAAAGGUCUGACCUUUGGAUUAGCGUGAGAGUUUCACAAUGAAAGAUAGAGAAAACGAUGGAAAUCUUGAGAGCAGAAUCUUCGUGGGAGGGUUAUCGUGGGAUGUCACAGAGAGACAGCUUGAGAGUACCUUUGACCGCUACGGGAAAAUCACUGAGUGUCAGGUCUUGUAUCGAUUCUCGUACUUUAUGAUCAGAAGUCUCAGAGACUCGUUUUGAAACCUGUGUUUAGUGAAUGAUACCUCUGAGAUUGUAGGAUAGUUUUGUUUGAUGAACCUAAGACUCAUCUAUUCUGUAGAAGAGCACACACAGAUAUUGAGGUUUAUUGACUUGUUGAAGGAUGCAGUCGAGGAAUUAGUAGAGCUUUCUUAGGAAGUAAACAUGCAUCUCAACCUCCUCUUGAUCUGAAAAUCUGUUUGAGAGCCGUAUGUUUAGAAAUGCAAGAGUUUUGAGAUAGAUCAUGGCUCUUGUCUCAGCAUCAGUGCAGUAAUUUUGGUUUGACGUCACUGUGUUUUGUUGGAUAUUAUGAUUAAAUUGCAGCUGAGCUCUCUUUUCAGUGGUUUUGACACCAAUCAGGACUAACCAUCUUUUAUUCUCUUGCCUGUGGUAUCUGCUUUAGUAGUCACUGAGAUGGUUUUCUUGUACUCAUUCAUCAUGAGCCACUAGUUGUUGUAAUUGUAAAAGUACAGUUAUUGGCACAUGUAAGCAUCUCUAAGUAGUCUAUCAAUACACCAAGAUGAUAAGUUUCUGGUCAAAAAUGGUCUUGAUCAGAAUAUUAGUCUUCUUUUUUAGGUCUUGAUCAGAAUAUUAGUCUUCUUUUUUAGUGGAAUUAGCAUGGAAAACGCAUUCCUGUGGAUUUGUUGUGGGAAACUGAUUUGAGGUAACAGGUCUGUUGUAAGGGUUAAAAGUAUGGUUGGCUAGAGGCUAAUCUCCAACAUCGUUUUGCUAGGAUUAUUGUUGUGGUGAUACUUCUUGUGGAUUAGUAUUUCUACAAGUAUGCAGCUGUAGUUUGACUUUGUGUUGUGUGAUUCUAAGGACUUGAAAUGAAGUAAAUUUGUGAAUCUUGCUACCGUCUUCUGUUUGCUUGUAAAUGUUCUGAGUUUGCCACUUCUAGGACAUGCUAUAUGAGAGAUAGGAAUAUUAUGGUGGGGAGAGAUACUGGGCGUCCACGUGGUUUUGGGUUUAUUACAUUCACUGAUCGCAGAGGAGCUGAUGAUGCAAUUAAGCACAUGCAUGGAAGGGAGUUGGGCAAUAAGGUCAUCUCCGUGAACAAAGCUGAGCCCAAAGUUGGUGGAGAAGAUGUAGACCAAUUAAAGAAAGGUGGAGGCUAUUCAUCUCGAGGGAAGGGAACCGAGGAUGAGUGCUUUAAAUGCAGACGCCCUGGUCAUUGGGCUCGAGAUUGCCCAUCAACUGGUGACGAUCGAGAACGGUUCAGAGUUCCCCUUGCGAUGCGCUCUCGUAUUGGAGACAUAGAUGGACACCGAGAUCGCUAUGGAGAUCGUGAUCUGGAGAGGGAGCGGGAGCGGGAGCGUGAGUUUGACCGCUACAUGGAUGGACGCCGUGACCGAGAUGGGGGACGAUAUAGCUACAGGGACCGCUUCGACAGUGGAGACAAGUAUGAGCCUCGUGAUCACUAUCCAUUUGAGAGAUACGCACCACCAGGAGACCGUUUUGUGAGUGAUAGGUAUGGGAUGCCUGAACAUCAUCUUGAGAAUGAAUAUCGCGGGAGAGAGAGAAGCUAUGACAGGGACAGAUACGCAAGGGAUACAAGUGACAGAUAUGGAGAUAUGGGACCGAUACGCGAUGAGGGAAGACCCUACAGAAGCAGACCAGGUCCUUAUGACCGUCCUAGCCGUCCUGGAGGCAGACCUUCAUCAUAUGAACGUUGGUAGUUUGUUUUGGUUAACCAGAUGUCAAUGCUUAUGCUUUGGGAUUUAGGUCUAUAUCAGAGAUAGAACUCGAACUCGAGAUCUCUGUUAUGCUUUUUUGUCGAAUAUUAUGAUUCUUCAUCGCAGUAAAAAAGUUAUGUUCUUAUGAUCCUAUUGAUUCCCAUAAAGCAAUUCAAUAGAUUAAACUCAAAA